AUGGAUUUUGAUACUGCGAGCCAGAGCCAGAGCCUUUCGCCAGGCGCUGCCACUCAAAAUCCUAGCCUUAGACUCCCCGCGACUUGUAAUCCACCGUCCGAACACCGUCCACCGACGCGAGCAGUAUGGAUCGUCUUUGGAGCCACCGGCCAUAUGGGACGAUCCCUCGUUCGAGCUAUCCUAGCACACGGUGACCAAUGUACGGCAGUCGGAUGGACACAGGAAAAUACCCCCAAGCAGAUGGAUAAAUGGCAAGAUAGGAACUGCUUGGGCCUUUUGUGCGACGUAAGAGUCAGGGAAACCGUGGACCACGUAAUCAAGAAAAGCAUUGAGUACUGGGGCCGGGUAGACAUCAUCGCAAACAGUACUGGGUACGGCGUUAUAGCAGCAUGCGAGGACCAAGACGAGUACGACCUUCGCAACCAAUUCACUACCAACUUUCUCGGUACUUUGCACAUCAUACAAUUGUCCCUCCCAUAUUUUCGCGCCCAGAACUACGGUCGUUACCUGAUAUUCUCGUCCACGGCGGGAGCCCUUGGUGUCCCAGGAUUAGGUCCAUACUGCGCAACCAAAUAUGCCGUUGAGGGCCUCAUAGAGUCCAUGUUGUACGAGAUUGACGUCUUCAACAUCAAAGCGACCCUGGUGGAGCCCGGGCACGUCCGCUUAGACGAACCCGAUGACAACAUCAUCCCCGUCAGCUACACUUCCGCGCCCGCGCCUGGAGUAGGGCCCCCCAAGCCGAAGCGAUAUGGGCACUUCUUCGUGAAACCGAACCCUAGCGAGCCGUAUGCAGCAUUGACGAGCCCUGCGCAACACGCGCGGAGAAUGGUACAGUGGCUCAACGACAGGCAACCAGUGAGCGCCGUGAAAAGCGCCGAGUUGGUGUGGCAGUUGGGCCAUUGCAGUUAUCCGCCGUUGAGGCUGAUCCUAGGGAGUUACGCUGUAGAGAGCAUCAGGGACCGGUUAAAGAGUAUCACUGAAGAGAUUGAAGACUGGAAGCACCUCUCCUUCCCCGUUACGAUGCCUCCAGAAGAUCAAGCAGGCCAGGAUGAAGUCAAGGAGGAGCAAGACCUAGAAGAAGAACAAGACAACGAUUGA
Cucurbitaria berberidis CBS 394.84 is the source of this 1098-nucleotide messenger RNA. Its product is annotated as short chain dehydrogenase/reductase family protein-like protein. Lineage: Eukaryota; Fungi; Ascomycota; Dothideomycetes; Pleosporales; Cucurbitariaceae. The record is from RefSeq and is a predicted model, not a curated record. The transcript is spliced from 3 exons. The coding region runs from base 1 to 1098 and encodes 365 amino acids.